UACUCAUGUUUAUAAAUACUCAGAUGGCAAAGCUAAAAUGCACGUGGAAUCUUGGGAUGAAUUUUCUCAAAUUAAUAGUGAGUUAGACAAUUUGAUACAAAAGUUGUGGGAGGAUGCAAAAUUGCUGAAUGUUUUUAGAUAUACAAUUGAGUAUUUAGAGACUAAAGUAAUAACUGGAAAUUACAAUUUUGUGAUUCAGAAGAAUUGUAACCGGGCAUUUGAAAGAAGAGCUCCACAAUCAUUUCCAAAUAUGCAUCAAAAUUUUAAUGAUAAUAAAUUUAAUUUUACUAAAAUAAAGCCUCAAGAAGUGUUGUUCAAGUUUCUUCACACAAAGGGUGAUGAUUUAGAUGAAGAAAAUUAUAUAAUAAUUAAUGCUAGUCCACUUGAAUAUGGCAACAUAUUAUUUGUUCCUAAACUAUAUGACAAAUUACCACAAAUAUUAACAUAUGAUGCAAUACAAUUAUGUCUCAAAUUUAUGGUGUCAAGUCAUAACAUUACCUUAAGAAUGGCUUAUAACAGUCAGCUUGCUUCAGCUUCUGUAAAUCAUUUACACAUCCACGCAUAUUAUUUGAGAUGGAAUUUAUCCACCGAAAAUAUGAAAUUGGUUCCUCUUGUCGAUACCGAUACAGAUACAAAUGGGAAUAACGCGAGUCAAAUCUCGUAUUUUGUCGAUUUCGAUUAUCCCAUUCUAGGGUUCGCCUUUGUCCUGAAACGCUUAGAAGAUGUCCAGGAUGUAUCGGGGAAAAUUUAUUCCUUGACUUGUUAUCUCGAAUCCGAAGACAUACCCCAUAACAUGUUCAUAACUAGGGGGCGGGAUCCUGAGUCGCCUAAUCACGCGGUGGCCGCGUACGACUGUGUCAGGAUUUAUAUAUGGCCUAGGAAACCUAAUUUCGCUUCCAAAUGUUCUGUUGAUAUCAACGUAGCAGCUUGCGAAAUAUCUGGUCACGUUUUAGUAAAAGAUGAUGCCCACUUUCGAAGUAUCGAUUACUCAGAAAUGGCUGAUAUUCUACGACAAUAUUCCUUCGAUCGUUCCUUCAUCGACAAAGUUGCUCAGAACGUUUUUUUUUUAUAAAAUGAAGAAGAAAAAAAAAAUUCAACGUGUUAUUAAAAAAUUAAAUUUUGGUGAUACAUUUAUAAUUAUUGUCAAUUAUUCUUUCUAAGACGAUUAUCGGACCUUUAAAAAAAAAUAUGAUAAUAAUACCUCAAAUUUCGCAAAAGAGAACCACAAAUUUCAAAUGUUAAAACCAUUGACAUUAAUACUUAACUAAUCUGUGCGCCUCGUUCAUUGGAAUCGUUAAAAUGUGCUUACAGUUCAUUGAAAUCCCCCAUUUAACAAUGGCGUCUUACUACGACUGUUGACAUUGACUAACCGUUGUCUUCGAUGUCUGAAACACUUUUAAAAAGAAUAUAUUGCCAGUCUAGGUUCGUAUUACAAUCAUUAGUUGAUAUCAGGAAAUAUUUUGAUUCAAACAAAAAAAAAUAGCCUUCAGGGGUCAGUAAUUCUAAACGGUGAAACGUUACAUUGAAAUUAUUUUGUAUAUGAUCAUGGCUCCGAUUUAAGGAGAUUUAUAAUAAUUUCAUUUGUCGGGAUCAAAAAAAUAUAAGAAAUUAUUUAUUUAUAACUACAAACAAUUUAAUGAUUCAUGUCGGUGAAUUUGUGAUAUUUUCAUUGUCCGUUUAAUUUAUAAGAACAUGACAAUUACGUUUCUAAGUUAUUUAAUUAUUAUUCGUUAAGAAAUAAUUUAAAUGGUUUGAUUUUUUUUUUAAAU
Messenger RNA from Gordionus sp. m RMFG-2023, 1769 nucleotides. Its product is annotated as GDP-D-glucose phosphorylase 1-like. The record is from RefSeq and is a predicted model, not a curated record. Gene Ontology annotation, molecular function: GDP-D-glucose phosphorylase activity. The transcript is spliced from 11 exons. Gene Ontology annotation, biological process: glucose metabolic process. The coding region runs from base 38 to 1072 and encodes 344 amino acids. Gene Ontology annotation, cellular component: cytoplasm. NCBI's taxonomy places the organism in Eukaryota, Metazoa, Nematomorpha, Gordioida, Chordodea, Parachordodidae.